This is a messenger RNA of Aspergillus campestris IBT 28561, 1731 nucleotides long. RefSeq names its product MFS general substrate transporter. Gene Ontology annotation, molecular function: transmembrane transporter activity. Bases 1 to 1731 code for a protein of 576 amino acids. The transcript has 6 exons. Lineage: Eukaryota; Fungi; Ascomycota; Eurotiomycetes; Eurotiales; Aspergillaceae. Gene Ontology annotation, biological process: transmembrane transport. The record is from RefSeq and is a predicted model, not a curated record. Gene Ontology annotation, cellular component: membrane.
AUGGGUUCCUGGAACUGGAGAGACCUGCUCGCCAACCGGGACCGGCAACAGUUCCCCGAGGUAGUCAUCCCUCUCGCCAAUGCCCCUGCGCCUGAAAAACCGACCACGGCCCCCUAUGCGGAGAAGAAGCCCGACUCGGAAGCCGACUCUAACCACACCCAUGACAGGGCAUCAUGUCAAGAGAAGGGCGCCGCUUCGUCGCCGCCCCCGCCGUACAGCGCGCUAACUCUCGAAGCGCUCCGUGCGGAAGUCGAAGCGGACGUUUCCUCUUCCUCUCAUGAUACUGCCUAUGACCGGAAAUCGAAGGUGAUCAACAGAGCCAUCCAGGAUAUUGGUAUGGGCCGUUAUCAGUAUGAACUGUAUGUUCUGUGUGGUUUUGGCUGGGUUGCCGAUAAUCUCUGGCUACAGGGGGUUGCCCUCACGCUGACUCCCUUGGCCAACGAAUUCGGUAUCUCCGAAUCUAAUUCUCGUUUCGCAACGUGUGCCUUGUUUGUGGGUCUGAUUGUCGGUGCUUCUUUCUGGGGUCUUGCCUCGGAUGCGAUUGGACGCCGGCCUGCGUUCAACAUGACGCUAUUUCUCUGCGGUGCGUUUGGACUCGCCGCCGGUGGUGCAUCGAGUUGGGUUGGGGCCUGCGCACUAUACGCAUGCUUAGGGGUAGGAGUAGGCGGAAACCUGCCUGUCGACGCCGCUGUCUUCUUGGAGUUUCUGCCUUUCACAUCAGGCAAUCUUCUAAGCUCCCUGGCCGUAUUCUGGUCCGUCGGGAAUCUGAUUGCCAGUCUGCUGGCGUGGGCAUUCAUCCCCAACUUCUCCUGCGACGAAGCCUCGACCUGUACCAAGGCGAGCAACUGGGGCUGGAGAUACCUGGUUUUGUCGCUGGGCGCCAUCACAUUUGCCAUGUUCCUCUGUCGGUUCCUCCUAUUUACGCUGUACGAGUCGCCCAAGUACCUCGUCUCCCGAGGGCGUCAGGAUGAGGCCGUGGGUGCCGUUCAAGGCAUCGCCAAGAAAAAUAGGGCCAAGACGUGGCUGACGGAGGAGAUCCUGAAUGAAAUCGGGGGACACCCCGAGGAGAAAAUAAAGGACCAGUCUUUGUCCUAUACGGAGAUUCUCAAACGAUCGCUGGAGCGGUUCUCCUACCAGCAGAUAGUCCCCUUGUUCGGCAACAAGCGUCUAGGGUUUACCACGAUUCUGAUCUGGUUCUGCUGGACCACAAUCGGCAUGGGCUACACGCUCUUCAACGCCUUCCUCCCCCAAUACAUCGGCGCCAACUCCUCCACCUACAUCACCUACCGCAACUACGCCAUCACCGCCGUCUGCGGCUUGCCCGGCCCGCUCCUCGCCUGGUACACCGUCGACAUCAAAUACAUCGGCCGCAAAGGCACAAUGGCCGUGUCAACCCUCAUCACCGGUGUCCUCCUCUUCUGCUUCACAGCCUCCAAAGACCCCAACGUGCAGCUCGUCUGCUCCGCGCUCGAAUCCUUCUUCCAGAUGAUCAUGUACGGCGUGCUGUACGCCUACACGCCGGAGGUGUUCCCCGCGCCCAACCGCGGCACCGGCACCGGCAUCGCUAGCUGUUUGAACCGUAUUGCGGGGUUGAUGGCGCCUAUUAUCGCUAUUUAUACGACUGAUGCGGACCCCGCGAGUCCGAUUUAUGCGGCUGGGGCGCUUAUGUUGGCUGCUUUUGUGGCGAUGUGUUUGUUGCCGAUUGAGACGCGGGGGAGACAGGCUCUAUAG